AUGGCAUCCAGGCAGCAGUGGGAGAGUUGGACCGAGGAGACGAUUUGUCCAAUUUGCCUUGCUUUCUUCACAGAUCCGGUAGUACUGGAGUGUGGACACAACUUCUGCCGCUCCUGUAUCACCAAGAGUUGGGAAAAGAAGAGGAUAAACUCCUGCCCGGAAUGUAGAAGGGAGGUUCCGGAAAGAAACCUCAGAGCAAACCGGGCCUUAGCGAAACUGGCUGAGAAAGCUCGAGAAUUAACGCUGAAUCCGAAAGAUAAUGAAAGUAAACUUCACUGUGAGGAACAUCAGGAAGAAUUCAAGCUGUUUUGUGACACUGACAAGACAUUGAUCUGUCUGAUUUGUAGAGAUUCGCGGGCACACAAAUCUCACAAUUUUAUGCCAAUUAAAGAAGCUUUUGAAAUCUACAAGGAUCAAUUGAAAUCGUCUUUAGAUUAUCUCACGGAGAAGAAGUUGGCAGCCCUACAAACGGAAGUGAACCAGAAACAGAAGAUUUCUGAAGUGAGGGAACGGGCGAGUAGUCUACAGAUCCACAUCACAUCCGAGUUCACUAAAAUGCAUCAUUUUCUCAAUGAGAAGGAGCAAUGUUUACUCAGAGAUCUCAAGGAAGAAGAAAGGAAGAUUCUAGAAACAAUGCAGAAAAACCUUCGGAAGAUUCAGGAGAAUUUAAAUCUUAUUAAAGAGAAAUUUUCCAAGUUGCAGAAACAGAUGGAGCAAAAUGACGAACUGAUAUUUCUGAAGGAGGAAGUUAACCAGAACUGGAGCAUUUGUGACGACAUUCAAAACACGACAGUAACAUCUGCCGUCCUACCCAUCGAAAGGUUCAAGGGCCCUUUACAGUACGCAGCGUGGAAAAAAAUGAUUGACUCCGUUCACCCUGUUCCAGCUUCUCUGACUCUGGAUCCGAGUACAGCCCACCCACAGCUCAUCAUGACUGAGGACCGGAUCAGCGUGAGACACAAUAACCAACGGCAGUCUCUCCCUAGCAGCCCUCGGAGGUUUGAUUCCUGGGCCUUUGUAUUGGGUUCAGAGGGAUUCACAUCAGGGAGACAUUACUGGGAGGUGGAGGUCGGGAACAAAAAUGAAUGGGGCGUUGGAGUGACACGAGAAUCUGCGGAGAGGAUGGGAGGAAUCGUCCCAAUACCUGAGACAGGAUAUUGGGUGGCGGGACUGAUUUCUGGACAGGGUUAUUUUGCUUUUACGUCCCCGACAGCGCUCCGCCUCAAGCUAAGCGUGAAUCCCCAGAAAAUCGGUGUUUACCUGGACUAUGAGGGUGGACAGGUGUCAUUUUACAAUGUGGACAACAUGUCCCACCUCCACACUUUCACCGACACUUUCACUGAGAGGAUCUUUCCAAUCUUCAACCCGGGAUGGAAUUUCGAUGGCAACAAUCCUGCACAUCUGACAAUCUGCGGACUGAAAGUUCACUAACCAAUCCACCCCAUAAUUUCACACUCUCUCGUUACCUCCUACCAGGUAGCAACUGAUGGAUUUCGGUGUCAUUCACAAGUGGGGGCCCUGUCCAAAUGCAACUUGCGAGUAAUUGAGUAACAAUGUUUUUUGGUGAUCUUUUUCUGUUCAAAAUUGAAGGCAAACAGCGGCUACUGCUCCAGGGAUGCCUGUUAAAAUUAACUGAACAUUCGCAAUUCCAUCGAGGGUGAACCGAUGUUCAGUCAAAGAGUUGAAAUAAGGGUUUGACACGAACCACAAUCUGCAGUUCAAUGUUGUGUCAAAGAGGUGAAAAGAACAAAGUUGAGAUGGGGCACCGGUGAAGAAUAUGACAGGGGAACUGAUCGAGGUGCAGCAAAUUAAAUCAUUUGCUUGGAAACAUAUUUUCUGGGGCUAUCAGCAAUACAGUAAAUUUCGGAGGAUAAAAAUGAACAGAACACUUCAGUUUAUCAAGUGUACAUGAUGGAAAGUGAAUGGGAUGAUCAAAUGUGAAAAGAAGAACCAGGUUAACAUUCCACUUAUAACCCUGGUAUUAAUACUGGGAACUGAAAGAUCAGCAAGGAGAUCUGUGGAGCUGGAGGAAACAAGGAGGGAGAGAGAAGAAACAAACAGCAGCUCAAUUGUAGAUAUAGGCAUACUGGGUAAAAUGAGCUGUGCUGUUAACCACUGUUGUAAGGAAUAUGUUAGAAAUUAUUGUUAAACACGCCUUAACAGGCCACUUUCUUUACGUUCAUAGAAUCAUACAAUCUUGCGAUAAUGUAGCAUAGAAGAGGUAUUUCAGGCCAUUGAGUCUCACGAAAAGAUACUCUCAAUCUGCACUAGCCCUACUUUCCAGCACACGGUCCGUAGCCUUGAAUAUUACACACUUCAAGUGUUCAUCCACGUAUUUUUGAAAAGGUUGUGAGGUUUCCCAACUGUCCUUGCAGGUAGCAUUUGCCUGAUUUCCACCGCCGUCGGAUGAACUUUCCCCCUCAAAUCCCUUCUAAACGUCCUGUCUUUUACUUUAAAAUUAUGCUGCCUUGUUGUUGAAUCUUUGAACUGAGCAGAACUGCUGCCUUCUAUCCACCAUCUCCAUGCUUGUCAUAAUCUUUCACGCCUCUAUCAGGUCACCACUCAAAAUUCCCUAGUCUGCAGAAAACAAGCUAUGCUCAUAGCCAAACUGCUCUAUCCCAAGCAACAUUCUGGUGAAUUUCCUCGUACCCACUCCAAUGCAGUCAUAUACUUCCUACAAAGCGGACGACUAGAACUUCACACAGAACUCCAGCUGCAGUCUAACCAAAGAACUGAUAGAUCCAACAUAGCCUCUCUGGUAACAUAUGCCACGACUGUUAAAAUUGAAUACGAUGUGUGUCUGCUUAACUAACAUAUUAUCCUGUUCUAUUGCCUUCGGGAAUUUGUGGAUAACCUCCCCACUAUUCCUCUGUUCCUCAGAGAUCACUAGUGACCUGUCACUCAAUGAGUACUCCUUUGUCUUCUUACUGCUUCUAUAGAGCACCACCUUAUACUUAACCAUCGUUAAAUUUCAUCUACCGCUGAUUUGCCUAUCUGAUCAAUCCACCAAUUUUAACUGUAACAAAAGACUUUCUUUCUCACUGUCAACCUCCGGGCCAAUACUGUGUCAUCCGCAAACGUACUUAUCAUGCCCCUUCCCUGUCUUCUCACACUCCCUCAGUCAUUCUCUAAUCCCCUACCCCAUCACUGCAUCUCCCAUUAACAUUUAAGUCACUCACACUCUCCGAAUCCCCCUCGCUAACACUAACACCCUGCCUCACUCUCCACUCUUUGUUUGUUCUCCUCAUACCCUUCCCUCUCCAUACCUACUUCAUCUCCUACUAUUGCUCCCUCUUGCUUGUUUAUUUGCCGGCCAGAUCAGCUGUUCACCACCUCGCUCUUCCCCGCCCACUCCACUCUGUGUCUCAAGCAGACUCUAUGUCCUACAACCUCUCCAAUCUCUUGCCCGCACCCUCUCCUUCAGCUCGUCUUCACAUCUGGGUCUCUCUUUCCUUAAACUCACUUUACUCUCGCCCUUUGCCUCCAAUUGCAGCUUAUUCACUCUGCCCCUUGUGGACUGCUCUUCCCUGAGUCUGUGUCCCCUCUCGCCAAUACCCAUCCCCAUUCCACUGCCUGUCUCAAUUUCCUCGUGUUCAGUCCUUAUUCUGAUCUGUCUCUAUUUCUCUCACGCACACACACUCCCAUACCCUAACUCUCUCCUAAUUAUUCUCUCCCUCACUCUCCCUCUCCCCUGCUCGCUGCUAACCCCAAACCCAGAAAUCCCCCACUCCCACUGCUUUGUCCUAAACCCUUUGAUCCCGUCGAUCUGCCCUGCUUUCUUCUAAACCCCCCCAAAUUACCCUCCUCCUAACUCUUCUCCUAUCCCCAGUGCCCUUCACCCCUCCAUUUCCAUCCCACUGCCCCUGCACGUCGAUCACACUUUCCUAUGUUUUCCCUUUCCUCUGUCCAUCCCUUACAGCUCUUGCUCUCCUUCACUGUGUAAUGUCCCUCACUCUCACUUCACUUUGUUCCUAACCCCGCAACACUUGCUUCCCCUUUCUCCUGUUCACCAGUCUACCUCAUGCGUACCUCCUCUCCUUCCCACCCCUCCUUUUCAUCUUUAUUCACAGCCUCUUCCCCUCCCUUUCACUUACACGUUCUCAUACCCGAUUUGAUGGCACUCUCCACUCCCGUCAUCCUCUGUGCCCUCUUACCUCCUCUUCACUCUCCCCUGCCCUUCCAUCCACUCCCACUCUCCGUCAAUUUACAUCUACCCUUUCCCUACCCAUCUUCUAUUUUAACCCAUCAUUUCACUCGCCUUGUUCUCCCAUUACAUCAUUCCAUUCCUUUUCCCUCUCUGAUAAACUUCACCAUCCCCACCCCGCAUUCUUCUUCACUGUCAAAUUCGCAGCACUCACUUUCAUCUCCAUAGCCUUCCCUCCCUCUGCACCGUUUUCCCGUGUCUCACUGUUCCCUCACCUUCCCUUUCAUACCCCAACAUUCCCAUUUUCCUUCUCUAGACCACGGACUGCGGCUUUUUUUAAAAAUUCCACGUUUUCCCCUGUCCCUUGCUUUAUCAUCGAAUGUGUUGUUUGUGUUUCUUCCCCCAUCUCCACGUCUCUGACUGUCGAUCUGAACACAGUGAUUCCGCGGAUCAUCCUGCCUGAGGACUGGACCGUUUGACGUGUGCACUUGAAGGGCUGCGGCUCCCUGACUCCCCAGAGAGGGUUGAUCCCUGGUACUGUCUUGGCAUCAGAGGGAUUCACAUCAGGGAGACAUUACUGGGAGGUGUAGGAGGAGAGAGAAGAGGGAGUGGUACGAGAGUCUGUAGAGAGGAAAGAGUGAAUCUUACUGAAAGCAAAGACAGGAUUCUCAAUGUUGCGACUGUUUAUCGGAAGAGGUUAUUUUGACACCACCUCCUCGCCUCUCCCAGAGUGUAGUUUCCCGGAAGAUCGGGGUUUUCCUGGACUAUGAGGGUGAACAGGCGUCAUUUUACAAUGCGGACAACAUGUCCCAUCUCCACACUUUCACCCAAACUUUCACUGAGAGGAUCUUUCCCUUCUUCUAUACGGGAUUGAAAUUGAUCGUAUAAACUCCGUGUCGCUGACAAUCUGCAGAAUUAAAGGGCACUGACAGACCCAUCCCAGAAUUUCAUCCCAUUCCCAAUCCCUCCUACCAGCUGAAAACUGAUAGGGGUCGAGUCCAGUCACAUGUGGAGAGCGAAGCCUAGUUAAUGGAGUCAAAGUUACCACGUAUGCCUGCUUUAUUGGUUUGUCUAUCUCUGUCUACAUCAGUGAAGCUGUCCUUAAAUUACAGCACUUUUCUCUCUUUUCUGAAAAUUAUUAUUAAAACAUAAUGUAUACGCAGCUCUUUUUAUUUAUAACUGUGGUACAAUAUUGUAAACUCUUCACAUAUUGAUGGUAUUAAAUAACUAUUUACCAAUUUGCAAUGUGAUUCUUCAACAAAAAAUAACAUCUUAAUUAAAUCCAAGAAUGGUAAACUCAA
Molecule: messenger RNA, 5445 nt
Organism: Rhincodon typus (whale shark)
Lineage: Eukaryota; Metazoa; Chordata; Chondrichthyes; Orectolobiformes; Rhincodontidae
Product: zinc-binding protein A33-like
Exons: 6
Coding region: 1-1431 (476 amino acids)
Molecular function (GO): protein binding; zinc ion binding
Source: RefSeq, a predicted model, not a curated record